Messenger RNA from Caenorhabditis briggsae, 201 nucleotides. The record is from RefSeq and is a predicted model, not a curated record. The transcript has a single exon. NCBI's taxonomy places the organism in Eukaryota, Metazoa, Nematoda, Chromadorea, Rhabditida, Rhabditidae. The coding region runs from base 1 to 201 and encodes 66 amino acids.
AUGUCGCAGAGGGGUUCCAAAACCUCGAGUCGUACCAGUGGUAGUGACAUUGCCCUCAAAAUUAGCAGCUCCAUCUCCUGCUCCAACUCCAUCGCCGUCCGCUUCUUCAACCCACCCGACUACCGUAGUCCCAACAGUUGCUGCUGUUCAAAUGAAUACGAACGAACCACGUGCACCGUCACCAAACGUCGGGCAUCGUGA